Messenger RNA from Galleria mellonella (greater wax moth), 3561 nucleotides. RefSeq lists its product as uncharacterized. NCBI's taxonomy places the organism in Eukaryota, Metazoa, Arthropoda, Insecta, Lepidoptera, Pyralidae. The transcript has 9 exons. The coding region runs from base 160 to 2259 and encodes 699 amino acids. The record is from RefSeq and is a predicted model, not a curated record.
AACAAGAAUUUGACGCUUACCUGUGUCUGAUAUUCUAAAGGUUGUCAAAGUGAAUAUCAAAUUAAUAAUGACGACAUUUUUGGUUUUCUUCGAAGUACGUAAUAGGAAUUCAAUGAAUUAUAAUGGCAAUUGAAAUACAUAUCUUCGUUUAAAUCCAAUAUGAAUAAGGCAGGAGCACCUAAGACAAUUGUAGAUAUAUCCCAAUUUUGCAAAAGCACUUUUACUAUAAGUUUUGCAGUUGAAAUACUUGGAAUUGACGUAUGGCAUGACUGUAAUGAAGGCUGGCUGGAUUUAGGGCCAUAUUUGCAAGGGAUGAAGAUACAAUACAAUUUAUAUCCUGGUUUUAGUUAUGACCUGGAUAUACUUAUUUGGCCACAUGCUGCUAAGAUCUGGUGUGGAACACAUUACGGUUGGGUGCGGACUUGGCAGUUCUUGCAACGUCGAUGGUUGUCAUUCUCAAUACGCCACGCGUUUCCUGUAAGAGUCACGGAGCUCCAAACAUACAUAGCUGCAGUCACUCCAAUUCCAGGAAUAGGCGCGCUGGGAUCAAACGCAAAGAACGACAAGAACUCUGAAGUAUACCUUCCCCCUUUGAAAUUUGGGGAACGUAGAUAUUUCGCCGCUGUCACGGAGUCUGAAGAAAGUUUGUCAAAGUUUACACAAGAUUUAAUUUGGAAAGCUGUAGAAAAUUACAUACCUGCAUCGUAUUUAGAUGGAUUGUUCGAUGUGCCAUUCCCUGUAACAGACGUCCGCCAUCAGGAUGCAAUUAUAUAUCACGUAAGAGAAACUAUUCUUAACAAAAAUUUAAUAGAGAAAAAUGAAGAGAUACCAGAACCAGAAGAACCUAAGUCAAGAGACAGACGUGAAUCUAAAAUGGCCAAAGAGAAAGAAAAGAAAAAAGUUAUUGAAGUUACGAAGAAAAAAUUUGAAAUAAAAUUGCUAGGCGAUACUCUCUUAGCAGGUACAGGCAGAAUAAUUCCCUUUGAAAUAUAUGGUGAUAGAGCACCGGAACUCGGAGAAAUUAUAGCCUUAAUUAGCAGCAAUAAUUUACCAGCAGAAGAUGAUUUGCCAAUAUUAUUUGUGAAUAUAGAAACAUUAUAUGACAUUCCAAUUAAAGAUCUUAAAAAACUCAGGAUAACGCAACUCUAUACAAGAUGGACAAUUGCAAACUGGAAACGAGACUCGGAGGUGAAUUUGAUAAAAAAUCAAAAUGAAAUAAAAUUUAAAGAUCAUCACGUUUUACCUUUACAUCGAUCAGUAUCCGCACAAGUCACAGCUACAUUUUUAGAUAAUCCGUUUGAAAUUCAAUUACGAGGAAUACGCACAUUAAAUUUAUCCAGCAAUAACCCAAGACUCUUUGGUUACUUAAAAUAUGACCGUGAUUUUGGGAUAGCCGCUCCACCUAAAUUGCCUAAUGAAGAUACAGAUGUACUUAUAGCGGUUACCAAAAUCGACGGUAGAAGCUUAGCUAAAAGAACUAAUGAAUUUAUAAGUGGAGAGUAUCCUUUGUAUCCACCUACAACGUCAAUUGGGAACUUGGAACGCAAAGAUCUUUGUACGAAUGAUAUUAAUGCUAUCAGAGCACCGAUAAAGACUAACUUGAUUGUCCCAUCGUAUUUAGUUUUGCAAGCACAAAUGACAUUGGGGGUAUCAUUGGGAUUAGUUGGAUGUCGACCUAAAACCCUGGCCUUGAGUUUCUUACGGUUAUUUGCUAUUAUUGUCGAAACAGAAAGUGUUAUGGCAAUGUUAAAAGAAAUAUCCACAAUUAAUGAUGAAUUAAUAGCAACUUCUAAAAAAGAUAUGGCACUAACUGGGUUUGCUCUUGAUGUGGGUGAUGCGAUAAUAUUUUAUUUGGAAGGUCCUACCGAUGGUGAUAUAUUAAAAGUGUGGGAAAUGACACAGAAUCUUUAUCCUAACAUGAAACCAAUAUUUUCUAGUUCGGCUAAAUAUUCGACUAGAAUUUAUCCAGAAUUCCUGGAAGCUGCCAUGCCAUUUAGUAUUCUCAAAAUGUAUGUACCCUUGGCAGUACUUUUGGCUUACCCGCCUGUAUAUGUUCGCCCAGCUCUUCCAAUACCUACUAGAUCUGCUAUUCUGAAAAUAGGACGUAUAGUAUCCGGUAAAUUUCGAUCACUACCAUGUCGCAAUGAGAUGCCUUCUGCAUUUGAGCUAAACAGUUUCAGAUUGGAGCUAUGUGUUGCACCUCGGCCAACUUCUCUACCUCAAAUGGGCAAAGCAUUUGGUAACAUGAUUAAUAUUUAAGCGCUGAUUUUCCCGAAAACCUAUUAAUUCAGAAACUUUAUGCCUGUCAUGAAAUGCCGAAAUGAAGCCCAUAGACAAACGUUUACUUCAUCAUAAAUAGCGUUUAUGAAUUGUUCAAACGUAAAUUAUAUAAAAACGACAGCAUUUAUUCGUAAUUUUAGUUCGCAUUUCAUUUAAUUGUAAAAUAUUUCAUUUAGAUUUUCAUAUAUUUUUCGUAAAUUGGCUUAGUUAAUUACCAAAAAAUUACGAAAUUUGUCAAGCUAGUUAAUAUUUCGUGGUUUCGUCACAAUUAUUCUAUUAAUCUUUGAGAGCUACUUUCAUGAUCUUUAGAGCUUUUAAUUAGAUUAUCAUAUCAUAUAUUUGAAUUAGAUUUUUAUAACUUUUAAAUAUAUAGUAGCAGUUAGCUAUAUUAACGUGAUAGACUUUCAAAUAUUUGAAGGUUUUAUGUACGUUUUAUUUACAUGUAUUAUUUAUAUGCAUAACACAAGCAUAGACACGAGAUACUAAUAAUACCUUCUAUAAAAUUACUGAUAAUAUUCAUUGCUUUUAUAUACCCACUUAUUUUAUUCUAGAAUCCGGUACUGCGAUCCAAUUGCCAACACAAUCAAUGCAGAUAAUUAAUUGGGAUCAUAAUUAAAGCGCGAAAUUUAUUUAACUUAAAUACCUAGGAGUAUUUUAAUGAUUUGUAUUUUGUAUUCAAUCUACAUCAUAUUAAAGCAGUAUUUUGUGAUAAUUAAUUAGUAUUAAAUUAUAUAUCAGCUAACGUAAUUAUAUAUUUAGAGUGUUUAGCAAUUAUAUGCCCUGCGUAGAUGAUGGACUGUUCGUUACAUUUAGCGUAGAUUUAGAUAAAUUUAAUCCUGAAUUAAUUAAAACGUAGUAUUUUUACGUAAAGAAUAAAGUCCUAGGAUACAAUUUAUAUGACAAUGACGUUUCGUUAUUAAAUGCUGAAAUUAAAUAAAUGAUCACUUUGGAAAUUAAAUAUUUUAAUCCGUGUAUUUAGGGAUAGAUUCUAUAGAGGACAGACAGAAAUUAUGAUCUACUUUUAAAUAAGUAACAACAAUAAAAUAAUAAAUUAUUAAUAUCGUUGAAAAUAAACGCUGCCUUGUAAAUUAAAACUGAAACUGUAGCUAUCUGUUUACUACGAGUAAACCAAAUAAAGUAAAAGUUAAUAAAGCAGCAGUGAAUUAAGUAUUAAUUAUUUCUCCUGGCUGUUAAAGUGUGCAAUGCAUUAUUAAUUAUUUUACAGUUGAAAUUAAAUUGGAGUAUUUUUAUUACAGUUAAAACAGCGUUUUAUAAAGUAAC